AGCAGAGUGAAAAUUGUUUUUGACUCUUGUUAAUUGAACAAGUUGUAUAAACUGUAUACAUUCAUUUGGGAUCCAAUAUUGGUGCGUUGUGUGCAUUGGUGUCGAUUGGUAAUGAGUCUCUCCAACUUAUCUCUUGUAGCCAAAACAGCCAUUGCUCAUGUUUUAGCAACAGCUAACAACACUUUUGUCACGGUAACAACACCCAAAGGAAAAGUGAUGAAAAUAGUUUCAGCUGGUUUGGUUGGUUUCAAGAAGUGUCGACGUGGAACGUCGCUUGCAGGAUUCACGGUUGGCUAUGAAGCUGGCAAAGUUGUAAAGGAUCGUGGAUACUCCUUGAUAGAAGUACGACUCAAAGGUUUUGGAAUCGGAAGGGAGUCGGCUAUUCAAGGUUUAAACCGUGCCGGAUUGAAUGUAGUGGCUUUUUAUGACGUAACUCCAGUUCCCCACAACGGUAGUCGGCCUCCAAAGGCUAGACGCUUGUAGUAAGAAAAGGUUUUACGGGUCAAAAAAAGAAAACUCUCGUCCUUGUCGAAUGGAUAUUCAGAGACAGUUGGAGACUUGCUUUAGUGGAUAGGACCACGAUAACUGAGGCAACAAGUCGUUUGUUUUUGGAGAACAUAUAUUGAGCACUUUUGAUAGAUUUUUUUUCUGCCUUGUAUAAUAGAAAGCCAAAAAAUGGCGCCAAAAUAAAAUGUUUUUCAUAAAGAAACUGAUGUCGUCAUUUCUCAUGGAGAACAAUGCUUCAUGAUAGUGAUGCCAGUACAUUAGCACCUGAAUCUCCCUUAAACACGUAUGAAGUAAGUACAGAUACAUUUUGGUUAUGAGGUUUUAUAGUAAAUAGUUGUAGUCUGCCAAAGACACCAAGGCUAUAAAUUUAGUGGAAAACAUCAAAAUACGUUUAAGAUGUAAAACAAACAAGACGGACUUUGUGGACAACUGCAAGUCAAAAAACCCAAAGACAUUAGCAACCUCAAAAAAAGAACCAGUCCAAUCCAACUCAACAAAAUACAAGAAUGAUAGCAAGUCAACCAACGGUAAAUGUGGAAAAAGGAAAGUAUCCAAAUCCUCCAUUUCUAAAACUACGCAUGUAAAAAAGUCCGACUCCUCGAAAGAUACCAGUCAAAAGAAGCAUUCAAUGGACAAGCAAUUUGAAUC
Messenger RNA from Galdieria sulphuraria, 1155 nucleotides. Its product is annotated as 30S ribosomal protein S11 (plastid). The transcript has a single exon. The record is from RefSeq and is a predicted model, not a curated record. Bases 112 to 483 code for a protein of 123 amino acids. Gene Ontology annotation, molecular function: mRNA 5'-UTR binding; small ribosomal subunit rRNA binding; structural constituent of ribosome. NCBI's taxonomy places the organism in Eukaryota, Rhodophyta, Bangiophyceae, Galdieriales, Galdieriaceae. Gene Ontology annotation, biological process: maturation of SSU-rRNA from tricistronic rRNA transcript (SSU-rRNA, 5.8S rRNA, LSU-rRNA); ribosomal small subunit assembly; translation. Gene Ontology annotation, cellular component: mitochondrial small ribosomal subunit; ribosome.